AUGGCCAGCAACGAGGCCGUUGAGUUCAAGCUCUGGCCAUACACGCCCUCGCUUGCUGGCGGCGUCAUCGCCGUCAUCGUCUUUGCCCUCCUCUCCAUUGCUCACAUAAUACGCCUCAUCAAGUCGCGGACCUGGUUCUGCAUACCCUUUGUUGUCGGCGCAAUCUUCGAAACAAUCGGCUACAUCGGCCGCACCGCUGCGCAUUCUGACACGACGUCCAUCGGGCCCUACGUCUGCCAAUCGCUGCUGAUCCUGCUCGCGCCCAUCCUCUUCGCCGCUUCCGUCUACAUGAUCCUGUCGCGCAUCGUGCGGCGCUGCGGUGCCGAAUCCUACUCGCUGAUCCGCCCGCAGUGGGUCACGCGCAUCUUUGUCGCCGGCGACGUGUUGUGCUUCCUCAUGCAGAGCUCCGGCGGCGGGCUGCUCGCCAAGGCCAAGAAGCAGAGCGACGUUGACUUGGGCGAGCAUGUCAUUCUUGGCGGCCUGAUCUUGCAGAUUUUCAUCUUCGGCUUCUUUGUCGUCGUGGCAGGCGUGUUCCACAGCCGCUUGCGCCAGAAGCCGACGGUCGAGGCUGCGGAUCCGGGGCUGCCGUGGGAGCGAUACAUGAUUCUGCUGUACACGGCCAGUGGCUGCAUUACUGUUAGGAACGUUUGCCGUGUUGUCGAGUAUGGGCUCGGUCGGGACGGCUACCUCUUGACCCACGAGUGGUGUCUAUACCUCUAUGACUUCAUCCUGAUGGCUAUUACCUUGUCUGUCUGCCUGAUGUGGUAUGAUAGGAACGUUCAGCCACAGAAGAGGGAUUCCUACGAGAUGGCACACGUUGAUUCGCAGAAGGACAGCGUGUGA
Messenger RNA from Lasiodiplodia theobromae, 843 nucleotides. Its product is annotated as putative RTA1 domain protein. The transcript has 3 exons. The record is from RefSeq and is a predicted model, not a curated record. The coding region runs from base 1 to 843 and encodes 280 amino acids. Gene Ontology annotation, cellular component: membrane. NCBI's taxonomy places the organism in Eukaryota, Fungi, Ascomycota, Dothideomycetes, Botryosphaeriales, Botryosphaeriaceae.